Molecule: messenger RNA, 1461 nt
Organism: Exserohilum turcica Et28A
Lineage: Eukaryota; Fungi; Ascomycota; Dothideomycetes; Pleosporales; Pleosporaceae
Exons: 3
Coding region: 151-1197 (348 amino acids)
Biological process (GO): purine ribonucleoside salvage
Cellular component (GO): nucleus; cytosol
Molecular function (GO): adenosine kinase activity
Source: RefSeq, a predicted model, not a curated record
CUUUCCUGCGCUCUAUCGUCGUUUUCGGCGAGUUUAGCACGAGUUAGCGUGAGACUUGCUGGCCCUCCAACUCCGAAACUCCGCCCCGCAUUCACCACCUUCUCUCUGCUACAACACCAACAGCCACGCUCUACAAGAACAAUCAUCACAAUGCCUGGAAACUACGAGCUACUGUGCCUCGAGAACCCGCUUCUGGAUAUCCAGGGCGUUGGUGACCAGGCUCUUCUUGACAAGUAUGGUCUCAAGGCCAACGAUGCCAUCCUCGCGGACCCAGAGAAGCACAUGGGACUGUACGACGACUUGAUCCAGAACUACAAUGCCGUCCUCAUCGCCGGUGGAGCUGCACAGAACACAGCCAGAGGUGCCGCAUACAUUCUCGAGCCCAACUCUGUCAUCUACAUCGGCUGCAUUGGCAAGGACAAAUACGGUGAGACUCUAGAGAAGAUCUCUGCCGAUGCUGGUGUCAAGACCGAGUACCUCUACGACGAGAAGACCCCCACUGGUCGCUGCGGUGCUGUUAUCACCGGCCACAACCGCUCUUUGUGCACCGAUCUCGCUGCUGCCAACAACUACAAGAUCGAGCACCUGAAGCAGGACCACAUCUGGAAGCAGGUUGAGAACGCCAAGGUCUACUAUGUUGGUGGUUUCCACUUGACUGUGUGCGUGCCAGCCAUUAAGGCGCUUGCCGAGGAGGCCGCAGCAAAGGACAAGCAAUUUAUCCUCAACCUCUCUGCCCCCUUCAUCUCACAAUUCUUCAAGGACCCUCUUGAUGAGGUUCUUCCAUACGUCGACAUCCUCAUUGGCAACGAGACCGAGGCUGCCGCAUUCGCCGAGGCCCACGGCUACGAGACCAAGGACGUCAAGGAGAUUGCAAAGAAGAUUGCAAGCCUGCCCAAGAAGAACACCAAGAGACCAAGGACAGUCGUCUUUACUCAAGGCACUGAGCCCACCAUCGCCAUCACCGCAAACGAGGGCGGUGAGCCCGAAGUCAAGGAGGUCGCCGUGCACGCCAUCAGCAACGACAAGAUCAACGACACCAACGGUGCCGGUGAUGCAUUCGCUGGCGGCUUCGUCGCUGGUAUCGUUCAGGGCAAGCCCCUUGAGAAGGCUAUCGACAUGGGACAGUGGCUCGCGAAGCUCAGCAUCCAGGAGCUUGGUCCUUCGUACCCGCAGCCCAAGCAGACUUACAGCGGCUAAGCGUUCGUUUCACAGAAUGUGAGGGCUGAGGCUCGUGUAUUUCAACAACUUACGCGAGAGAGUGUGCCGGUGCAGAUAGAAACCGGCCUGGCUAUGUCCAGACAACCGCACGGUGCGGCAUAUGGGUAUUGGUAUCGUCAUUGCAUCAUGACAAGGUGUUUAUUUGGCGUAGGACAAUAAAAAAGUGACAUUUGGCCUUUCAACAGCCAAAGAUAGAUACCCGCAGCUAUUGAGCUGUUAGAAAAUGAAAUAACGAGGUAGAAU